AUGUUUGAUUAUACUUCAAAGCCAAGAGAAGAACGAGAUUUCAAAGAAAUAUAUCCUGAUUUCGAUGAGACUGAACAGCUACCUGUAUUCAUACUACACAACGAAGAUGAAGAACUACUAGAAGAUGAACCACAAGUCAACAACAAUAUCAAUAACAAUAGCCUAGUAAACAUUGGAGAAUUAAAGAAACCAACAUUCACUAGAUUAGAAAAUAUAGAACGUCCCAAUCAAAACAUAAAAUUCUUAAAAAGUCUAACAGAUUAUGGAUUCCAAGAACCUAAUAAAGUCAACACCAAACAUGUGUCAGAAACUUAUAUACGACCAUUUCAACUCCCACCAAAUUUCACAUCAUCAACUGAGCAAUCAAUAGAUACAAUUGAAAAACUAAUAGAAAGGAAAAAGAAUCUAGUUGAAUAUGAUAUGGAUGAACAAGAUUAUGUAUUCAUCAAACACAGAAAUUCAAACCCAGAAAAUGUCAUAAAAAUAGCUCCCGAAAUAUUUGAAAUCAUGAUGACAACCCUAGAAAAUGAAUGGAAUAAACUUGAACAUCAAAUGAAUUCAAUGAUCAGUAAUUCCGGAAGCCUUAACGAUACAACAGGGAAAUUACUCACCAUUGGCCACAAUAACGCCAAAUAUGGUAAUGAUGACGGAAUAGUGCCUGGAUCAAUGUAUGACCAAAAAUGUGCCGUCUGUAAUGACAGUGACUGUGACAAUUCCAACGCAAUCGUCUUCUGUGAUGGCUGUGACAUUGCCGUCCAUCAAGAAUGUUAUGGGGUGGCUUUCAUCCCAGAAGGACAAUGGCUAUGUCGGAAAUGUAUGAUUAAUAAAACCAGACCAACCGAAUGUGUAUUUUGUCCAAGUACAACCGGGGCCUUCAAACAAUUGGAUAAUAGUUUAUGGAGUCAUGUUGUUUGUGGAUUAUGGAUUAAUGAAUUAUAUUUUGCUAAUCCGAUAUAUAUGGAACCGAUUGAAGGUAUGGAUAAUAUCCCCAAAAGUAGAUGGAAAUUGACUUGUUAUAUAUGUAAACAAAGAGUAGGGGCUUGCAUUCAAUGUAGUAAUAGAAGUUGUUUCCUGGCAUAUCAUGUUACUUGUGCUAAAAGAGCAGGACUCUAUAUGGAAAUGAGUAAAGGUAUUAGAGGGGCUGUCAAUAAUAAAAUGACAUUGAAAUCAUAUUGCGAGAAACAUAGUCCAAGUACUUUUGAUGUGGAUGAGGUAUUUAGGGGUAUUGAAAGAACUAGGUUAUUUUUCAGGGAUACUAAAAUAUUAAAUGAAGAAAAUGCUAGGUUAAGUAUUAGUCAGAAGACAGCCAAUAAGUUGAAUAUAUUCAAAUGGAAAACCGAAACUGGAACGCCAAUUGCACCUAAAUUAUUUUCAGAUGUAUUAUUAGACAUAUUGCUACGUUUGAAAGUUCAGAACCAAACAACAAUCCCAGAAGAAACAAGUAGUCAAGUCCUUGGUCUUAAUCGUCUACCAAACAGAACAAAACAAGAGAUUAUACAAGAUUUACGAGGCAUUUGUGAUGAAGUAUGUCGAUAUUGGUGUCUCAAACGAGAACUCAAACGAGGUGCGCCAUUAAUUCGAAAGAAUAAUAAUCUAGCAGCUACAAGUUCUAUAUUAUAUGACGGAAAUUCGUUGGAGAAUGAAGGAGGAGAUGGAUAUCAAGAUGAAAAUAAACUCAAAGAAAAGAUCAAUUUCGCCAAUAGUUUAAUUAAAGAUUUGGAAAAGUUGUCUGAUAUGAGUCAGAAUUUAUUACAGCGACAGUUAUUGGAAGAUGAAUUAGAUUUGACGGCAUUUAAUAGUAUUGACACGGUUUAUUUCCCCAUUAAGACAAUUAUUGAAAUCACAUUUGAUCAAAUUAACAAAAGGAUUGAUGCAAAUGAAUUCUUUUAUAGUUAUAAACCCAGAGACUUACCAAAUGCACUUUCAUUAAGAGAAAUUGCGGAGAAGAACUCUAAAUAUGGAUAUAACAACUUACCCGAAUUACUUCAAGAUGCCGAUCUUCUUAUAUCUUCUACCUUGAAAGAGAAUAAGCCAAGUACAAAUAUCCACAAAAAGAUGAAAGUCUGGGGACGAGAGUUUAAAAAACAAUUAACAGCAUUGCAGAACGUGGAAAGCAUCUGCCAAGAAUCUCAAGGAUUACUAACCCCUCCCCACAUAAUUGUAGACGGGACUCGUAUAUCUUUGAAACCAGUCGAUUUCCAACAAAUUGCACGGGAGAAUGACCUUAGUGAUGUUGAUGAUAUAGAAUUAGACGAUGAUAAGCAGUUGUUGCAGCGGUUUUUGGAUGAAUAG
This is a messenger RNA of Hemisphaericaspora subhashii, 2292 nucleotides long. RefSeq lists its product as uncharacterized. Gene Ontology annotation, biological process: regulation of transcription by RNA polymerase II. The record is from RefSeq and is a predicted model, not a curated record. Lineage: Eukaryota; Fungi; Ascomycota; Pichiomycetes; Serinales; Debaryomycetaceae. The transcript has a single exon. The coding region runs from base 1 to 2292 and encodes 763 amino acids.